AUGGCUGAAUUUGUAGAGUCAACACCAGAGGUAGACUCCGCCUCAGAUCCCAUAACAAAGGUCACCAAGCCACCACUUGAUUCUAGAAUUGGAAAGGACUCACCGUUCGUUUUUGGUCAAAGGUACCUCGAAAACGAAGACGAUGUGUUCAACCACAAUGCCUGGGACCAUGUUGAAUGGGGAGAAGAACAGAUCAAACAAGCCCAGGAAAUGAUUUCAAAACAGUAUGACCACCCGGUUAAAGACUUUGACAAAGCAUUAUACAAUGCAAAUCCAGCCAAAUACUGGGACAUCUUUUACAAACAUAAUCGAGAAAAUUUCUUUAAAGAUCGCAAGUGGCUACAAAUUGAGUUUCCUUCGCUAUAUAAAGUCACUGCCAAAGAUUAUCAAAAGCCAACGACGAUAUUGGAGAUUGGUUGUGGAGCUGGCAACACAUUUUACCCGAUAUUGAAUCAAAAUGAGAAUGAAAAUUUAAAAAUUUAUGGAUGUGAUUAUUCCAAAGUGGCAGUUGAUUUGGUACGUUCAAAUGAAACUUUCGCCGAGCAAAAUGAAAAGGGGGUAGCAUUUAGUUCAGUUUGGGAUUUGGCCAAUCCUGAAGGUAACUUGCCAGAGGGCAUGGAACCUAAUUCAGCUGACAUUGUUAUUAUGAUUUUUGUAUUUUCCGCCUUGCAUCCUGAUCAAUGGCAACAAGCAAUCAAAAACUUACGCAAAGUGCUUAAAACGGGUGGUGAGAUCUUAUUUAGGGAUUAUGGAAGGUACGAUUUAGCACAAGUACGGUUCAAAAAGGGAAGGUUGUUGGAUGACAAUUUCUACAUUCGUGGUGAUGGAACCAGAGUUUAUUUCUUUACUGAGGAAGAAUUGGAGGAGAUUUUUUGCAUAAAUGGUCCAUUUGAAAAAGUGAAGAUUGCCACCGAUAGAAGGUUGUUGGUGAAUCGGAAAAAGCAAUUGAAAAUGUAUCGCAACUGGUUACAAGGUGUAUUCAAAGGAUAA
Messenger RNA from Lodderomyces parapsilosis, 990 nucleotides. It is a transcript of the gene ABP140, whose product is annotated as Abp140p. Bases 1 to 990 code for a protein of 329 amino acids. Gene Ontology annotation, molecular function: tRNA (cytidine-N3)-methyltransferase activity. The record is from RefSeq and is a predicted model, not a curated record. NCBI's taxonomy places the organism in Eukaryota, Fungi, Ascomycota, Pichiomycetes, Serinales, Debaryomycetaceae. The transcript has a single exon.